AUGGCAUCGCCGCCGCCGCUGGGUUUCAACCUACACGGGCUUCUGGAUAAACUUGACAGGGAUGAGCUGACCCAGUUCAAAGUUCUGCUGGGUUCCUUUCCGCUGGAAGAGGCCUUCAAAGGGCGAGAGGUGCCCGAGGAGGAGAUCGACAAAGCCAGCGGGCAGGAGCUGGCCGAGAUUCUCAGCACCAGGUGCCACCACUACUGGAUGGAGAUCGUGGCCAUCCAGAUCCUCGAGAGGCUGAACCGGCUGGACCUGGCUCGGAAAGCCAAGGCGCAAGUCAGAGAUGAAAAUGAGACCACGAUAGAAAAAGAGCUGGAGACGGAAGAACAGAUAGAAGAAGAGGAAGAGAUAGAAGAGCCAGGGUCGGUGGAGAUCGAGGAAGAAGACCUCGUGAGCCUAGACGCGGAAGAGAGUUGGGCGAAAACCAGGCCAGAUCAUGAAGACAAAUAUAAGACCAUCCUGAAAAAGAAGUACCAGCAAAUCUGGAAGAGUCACUUCUGCCCGGGCCUCUCGGAAAACCUCAACGUGGUGCAUCACAAGUACGAGAUGCAGAUCCCCUUCUGCAACCCGCGCUUGCCCACGGGGCCCUUCCCGCACACGGUGGUGCUGUACGGGCCGGCGGGCAGCGGCAAGACCACGCUGGCCAAGAAGCUGGUGCUCGACUGGGCGGAGGACAACCUGGCCAAGCCCUUCAAGUACAGCUUCUACCUGGAGUGCAAGCGGCUGGCCCGGCUGGAGCCGUGCUCGUGCGCCGAGCUGCUGGCGCAGACGUGCCCCGAGCUGGAGGCGGCCGUGCCCGAGCUGCUGGGCCGGGCGCAGGGCAGCCUGCUGCUGGUGCUCGACGGCUACGACGAGCUGCGCUUCGCGCCGGGCGCGCUCAUCCGCGACAUCUGCGGCGACUGGCGGGAGCGCAAGCCCGUGGCCGUGCUGCUGAGCAGUUUGAUGAAGAGGAAGCUGUUCCCGCAGGCCACGCUGCUCAUCACCACGCGCCCCAGGGCGCUGCGCGAGCUGCGGCUCCUGCUGGAGCAGCCGCUGCUGCUGGAGGUGGAGGGCCUCACGGAGGCCGAGCGCAGAGACUACUUCUGCAGGUACUUCCAGGACGAGGAGCGCGCGGCGCAGGCCUUCGACUGCAUGCAGGCCAACGCCGCCCUGUUCAGCAUGGGCAUUGCGCCCAUGGUCUGCUGGAUCGUGUGCACGUGCCUGGAGCGGCAGCUGGCCAAGGGCGAGGACCCCGCGCCCACCAUGCAAACCAUCACGUCACUCUACUUGUACUACCUGUGCAGCAGCUUCACGGAGGAGGCGGCGAACGCCUGCCCCCCUUGGCCCCUCCAGGCCUCCCUGAAGGCCGUGUGUUUGCUGGCCGCCAAGGGCGUGUGGAACCACAUGGCUGUGUUCGACGGCAAUGACCUGGAGGCGCUCAGGCUCCAGGAAUCCGACCUUGACCCCUUCGUGGCCAAGAGCAUCCUUGUGAAGGGCAAGCACGAUGAACGCUGUUACAGCUUCGUCCACCUGAGCGUUCAGGAGCUGCUCACGGCCCUGCUGUACCUCCUGGAGGGCGACCAAGGCGACAACACGCUGAGCGGGGACGUCGGGGGGCUGCACAAGCUGUUCUGCAAGGAGGAGAGACUGCGGAACCCCAGCCUGAACCCCGUGGUCUUCUUCCUGUUUGGCCUCUUGAACGAGAAGAACACCAAGGACGUGGAGGUGGCCUUCGGCUGCCAGCUGUCCCGGAAGGUCAGGCAGGACAUCCUGGGCUGGCAGGUGGACUCUGAAGAGGAGCACACCUUCUCCACAAUGGCCAUGAAAGAGAUCCUGUACUGCCUGUACGAGGCCCAGGCGGAGGAGCUGGCCAAGAAGGCCAUGGCCAGCUUCAACGAGGCGGUGGUGCACAUCAAAAGCGAAACGGACCUCCUCCACGCGGCCUACAGCCUGAAGCACUGUGAGAACUUGGAGCGGAUCUCGCUGCAGGUCGAAAGGGGCCUGUUUCUGGAGAAUGACGAGUCCUCGAAAGCUCAGGACAAGAGGCACAGGCUGGACAAGCGUGCCCUGUCUUUCUGGAGGGAACUUUGCUCUUUAUUUGAGUCAAACAAGAAACUGGAGCUUCUGGAAAUGCAGCCAAGCUACAUCAGUAAAACCUCCGCGAAAAUAUUGGGGAGACAGAUCGCCUCGGGCUCCAGCUGUCAGCUCCGCAAAGUCGUCCUCAACAACAUCUUGCCGUCGGAAGCGUACUGGGUCUUCUGCCUCACCCUCCCUGGAAAAGAGUCCCUGGUGGAGCUGUGCCUGCUGGGUCACCAGGGCCAAGGAAACAUGUAUGGGAUCUGUGACAUUCUGAAGCACCCAGCCUGUCACCUGCAGUGCCUGAAGUACGUGCUCCUGUCUGAGAAGGACAUCAAGCAGCGCUGGUUCAUGACACUUCUCCCUGCCAUGGACACCUGCUCCGCCACCAGCGAGCAGUGGGGUGAGUUGUUCAACACCUUGAAGGUGAACCAGUCCCUCCGAUGCCUAAACCUCACCAACAUCUCCGUCCGCGACGAGGGCGCCAAGCGUUUGUGCAAAGUGCUCAAGUACCCGGCGUGUCCGGUCAGCAAACUGUUCCUGGAGAGCUGCCAGCUCACGCACAUCUGUUGCAAGGACUUCGCCUCCGCUUUGGCUGCCAACCAGAAGCUGACCCACCUGUGCCUGGCAAAACAGAAGAUUAUGGACGACGGCGUGAAGCUGCUGUGCGAAGGCAUAGCUAACCCCAACUGCAAACUGGUGGCUUUGGUGCUGUGGGAGAGCGGGAUAACCGAGAAGGGCUGUCAGCACAUCGCCAGGCUGCUGCCCCUGAAACAGACCCUCACCCACGUGGACCUGGGGAUGAACAGCAUUGGCAUUUAUGGUAUCAGUGCUCUGUGCGAGGCCUUGAAGAACCCGGCGUGCAAGCUCAAAGUGCUCUGGUUGUGGGGCUGCAAUCUCUCGCCUUUCUGCUGCAUGGAACUGGCGUCUGUGCUCGCACAGAACAGGAGCCUCUCUGAUCUGGACCUGGGCUAUAACUCCCUGGGGCAUAGUGGCAUCAAGACGCUGUGUGACACCCUGGAGUUGCCAGAAACCUACUUGCAGAAAAUCAAGUACGUUCCUUCUUGGCUUUGA
Messenger RNA from Elephantulus edwardii (Cape elephant shrew), 3132 nucleotides. It is a transcript of the gene NLRP2, whose product is annotated as NLR family, pyrin domain containing 2. Gene Ontology annotation, biological process: regulation of inflammatory response. The coding region runs from base 1 to 3132 and encodes 1043 amino acids. The record is from RefSeq and is a predicted model, not a curated record. Lineage: Eukaryota; Metazoa; Chordata; Mammalia; Macroscelidea; Macroscelididae. The transcript has 10 exons. Gene Ontology annotation, cellular component: cytoplasm. Gene Ontology annotation, molecular function: protein binding.